CUCCGCCCCCAGGGCCAGGGCCCUCUAGAGACUCUGCUGUCCCGGGCCGGGCUCGGUAGCGGCAGAGGCACCGGGGAGCGUCAUGCAGUGCCUGGGGAUCCGCCGCCGGAGCCGCUCCAGGGAGCUCUACCUGCAGGAGCAGAGCCUGGAGGUGGCGGCGCUCAACGGGCAGAGGCUGGGCCUACAGGAUGACGGGGACCUCCAGGCACUGCUGAAGGGCAGCCAGCUCCUGAAGGUGAAGUCCAGCUCAUGGCGGAGGGAGCGUUUCUACAAGCUACAGGAAGACUGCAAGACCAUCUGGCAGGAGUCCCGCAAGGUCAUGCGGACCCCGGAGUCCCAGCUGUUCUCCAUCGAGGACAUCCAGGAGGUGCGGCUGGGGCACCGCACGGAGGGCCUGGAGAAGUAUGCCCGCGACGUGCCCGAGGACCGCUGCUUCUCCAUCGUCUUCAAAGACCAGCGCAGCACCCUGGACCUCAUCGCCCCUUCCCCCGCUGACGCCCAGCACUGGGUGCAGGGCCUGCGCAAGGUCAUCCACCACUCGGGCUCCAUGGACCAGCGGCAGAAGCUGCGGCACUGGAUUCACUCUUGCUUGCGAAAAGCUGACAAAAACAAGGACAACAAGAUGAGCUUCAAGGAGCUGCAGAACUUCCUGAAGGAGCUCAACAUCCAGGUGGACGACGGCUACGCCCGGAAGAUCUUCAGGGAAUGCGACCGCUCGCAGACAGACUCGCUGGAGGAUGAGGAGAUCGAGGCCUUCUACAAGAUGCUGACCCAGCGGGCGGAGAUUGACCGCACCUUUGCGGAGGCGGCGGGCUCCGGGGACACGCUGUCGGUGGACCAGCUGGUGGCCUUCCUGCGGCACCAGCAGCGGGAGGAGGCGGCAGGCCCCGCGCUGGCCCUGUCUCUCAUCGAGCGCUACGAACCCAGCGAGACGGCCAAGGCGCAGCGGCAGAUGACCAAGGACGGCUUCCUCAUGUACCUGCUGUCCGCCGACGGCAGCGCCUUCAGCCUGGCGCACCGGCGGGUCUACCAGGACAUGGGCCAGCCGCUCAGCCACUACCUGGUGUCCUCCUCGCACAACACCUACCUGCUGGAAGACCAGCUCACCGGGCCCAGCAGCACCGAGGCCUACAUCCGGGCGCUGUGCAAGGGCUGCCGCUGCCUGGAGCUCGACUGCUGGGACGGCCCCAACCUGGAGCCAAUCAUCUACCACGGCUACACUUUCACCUCCAAGAUCCUCUUCUGCGACGUGCUCAGGGCCAUCCGGGACUACGCCUUCAAGGCGUCCCCCUACCCCGUCAUCCUGUCCCUGGAGAACCACUGCAGCCUGGAGCAGCAGCGUGUGAUGGCGCGGCACCUGCGCACCAUCCUGGGCCCCAUGCUGUUGGACCGGCCGUUCGACGGGGUCACCGCCAAUCUGCCUUCCCCUGAGCAACUGAAGGGGAAGAUCUUGCUGAAGGGCAAGAAGCUUGGGGGGCUCCUGCCCCCUGGCGGGGAGGGCGGCCCUGAAGCCACUGUCGUGUCUGAUGAGGAUGAGGCUGCUGAGAUGGAGGACGAGGCAGUGAGGAGCCGAGUGCAGCACAAGCCCAGGGAGGACAAGCUCAGGCUAGUGAAGGAGCUCUCCGAUAUGGUCAUUUACUGCAAGAGUGUCCACUUUGGGGGCUUCUCCAGCCCUGGCACCCCGGGGCAGGCUUUCUAUGAGAUGGCGUCAUUCUCCGAGAACCGCGCCCUCCGACUGCUCCAGGAAGCAGGAAACAGCUUUGUUCGGCACAACGUGACUCACCUGAGCAGGAUCUACCCUGCCGGGUGGAGAACGGACUCCUCCAACUACAGCCCCGUGGAGAUGUGGAACGGCGGCUGCCAGAUCGUGGCCCUAAACUUCCAGACGCCUGGCCCAGAGAUGGACGUGUACCAGGGCCGUUUCCAGGACAACGGGGCCUGUGGGUACGUGCUGAAGCCCGCCUUCCUGCGAGACCCGGACUCCACCUUUAACUCGCGUGCUCUGGCUCAGGGACCUUGGUGGAACCGGAAGCGACUCUGUGUCAGGGUCAUCUCCGGGCAGCAGUUACCAAAAGUCAACAAGAAUGAGAAUUCGAUUGUGGACCCCAAGGUGACGGUGGAGAUCCACGGUGUGGGCCGGGACGCAGCGAGCCGCCAGACUGCCGUAGUCACCAAUAACGGCUUCAACCCCUGGUGGGACACAGAGUUUGAGUUCGAGGUGGUCGUGCCCGAGCUCGCCCUGGUGCGCUUCGUGGUGGAGGAUUAUGACGCCUCCUCUAAGAACGACUUCAUCGGCCAGAGCACCAUUCCGCUGGGCAGCCUCAAACAGGGAUACCGCCACGUCCACCUCUUGUCCAAGACCGGAGACCAGCACCCGUCCGCCACCCUGUUCGUGAAGGUGUCUCUCCAGGACUAGGGGUGUGGGAUUCUGGCGGCGGCGGCGGCCCCGAACGGCCCCGAGCAGCCCAGGCCCCGUCCGCACGCAGGGACGGGUCUGGUGUGGCUGCUCCCGACCUCGCGCCUGGAGCCAGAGGCCCCGUGCUGCCUCCAGCCCUAACAUACUGUCACGGCCGCCGCCUCUCUGCGGUUCCAGGGGCUGGCUCGGUCCCUGGCGCUCUCUUCCAUUCCGUUAGGAAAAACACUGAGGCCCUCCGCCCUCUGGCAGCCCUAGGUUGAGGGUUUUUAUAAAAAUCAUAAGACUGA
Suricata suricatta (meerkat) is the source of this 2703-nucleotide messenger RNA. It is a transcript of the gene PLCD1, whose product is annotated as phospholipase C delta 1. Gene Ontology annotation, molecular function: calcium ion binding; phosphatidylinositol-4,5-bisphosphate phospholipase C activity. The transcript is spliced from 15 exons. Bases 83 to 2416 code for a protein of 777 amino acids. Gene Ontology annotation, biological process: lipid metabolic process; phosphatidylinositol-mediated signaling. The record is from RefSeq and is a predicted model, not a curated record. NCBI's taxonomy places the organism in Eukaryota, Metazoa, Chordata, Mammalia, Carnivora, Herpestidae.